AUGCAUGUCGCUCUGGAAUCCUCAAGUAAAUUUAAUAUGCUGCACUCCACAAAAUUGCAAUUAACACGGUUUUAUUCGACAAAUCAAAAUAUUAAAGCGAAAUUGAAAAAUCAUUACGAUACAUUGAAGAUCACGCCGAAUGCUACUCAGAAUGAAGUGAAAUCUGCGUAUUACAAGUUGACUCUCCAAUAUCAUCCUGACAAGAACAAAAGCGAGUAUGCCAAACAAAAGUUUCAGGAUAUCUCGGAUGCUUAUGAAGUGCUCAGUAAUCAUGAGCAGCGCAAGAUUUAUGAUCGAAGUAUGUUGCUACAUCAUCAACCCAUGUCGACUGCUACAGAAGAACCCAUGUCUUUUUCUAAGCAUAAGGUUUAUUCAGGGACGUCAAAAAUUUAUAAUUUUGAUGCAUGGACAGAGGCACACUAUGGAAAACAAAUGCAUGAGAAACACAAGAGAAGACAGAUAUAUGAGAAUUAUAAACACAUGCAGAAAAUGGAAAAUAAAGAUGAACAUUCUCAGUAUACUGAAUUUACUAUUGUAGUGUUGAUCAUUAUAUUUUUCUUGGAAGUCUUUGGAGGAAAAAUCCUGAUGUACCAGCAUCUCAAAGACAAGAAAGAAAAUAACGAUAAUUGAAAUUAGUUCAUAUUUAUUUAAUUGAAUAGUAUCUACGUUCCAGUAAUGAAUGUACAAAUUUUAUUUUUUGCUUAUUGUUAUGUCUAUUAAUCAAGUAAAAACAAUAUUAAAUAGAUCAUGUGAUG
Pogonomyrmex barbatus (red harvester ant) is the source of this 755-nucleotide messenger RNA. RefSeq lists its product as uncharacterized. Lineage: Eukaryota; Metazoa; Arthropoda; Insecta; Hymenoptera; Formicidae. The record is from RefSeq and is a predicted model, not a curated record.